AGCUUUCUUAGGCAUCAAUGCCGCGCUCUAGUGGCGGCCACCGAUCUCUCCGGCGGAUUCCAGCGGCCAGAGACGAUCAAAUGGGAUAGGGAUCUCGCGAAUAAUGUGAGCUUGAUUGGAUUUCUAGGUAAAGAUCCCGCUUGGGGCUACAGCGAGCAAGGAAGAAUCGCAUAUGGCUCGAUAAAAACUCCCCAUUCGUGGUUUUUGCUUGAUUUCUGCGACCCAGUCUCGGAAAUUGCUGUUGAGCAUGCUAAGAAGGGGGAUUGGGUUCAAGUUCAAGGAGAAUUGCUUGUACCAAAGCCUGGAGAUAAGAUCGUCACACCUAAGGUGCUUGUUAAAGACUUUAAGUUUGUCGAGAAAUCAAACGACUCCAAAAUCGAGACUGCCAGGCUCUGGCUAGAGUUUUUUGCUGCUCCAAAUGAAUGGUGGGACAACAGAGCAAUCAAGAGAAAUGCGAGAGCUCCAGACUUUAAACACAAAGAGACGCGAGAAGCACUGUGGCUCAACAGUCAGGACUUGCCUUCCUGGGUUCCUUCGCAAAUCCAAGCUCUAGAAUCCAAAGGCAUCCUGAAAAGGUUUGAGCAAUAAACUUAGGGCUUGGUAAUGCGAUGGAUUGGAAGGCAAACUGGCGCUUUGCGCUGCUUUCACAGCUUACUUGAAAGCACAAAGCUCCAUUCUCGUCCCGCCACCAUCGGCUUUGAUCCAUCGCUUGCCAAUACUGCCACUCUAACUGGGAAAGUUAUCGGCAAUCCCGCUGUUUACAAGGUGUUCUCUGGGAAGAUUGCGAAGGCCGUCCUCCUUGUGGAAGACAAGAGCUGCUUUUUUGUGGAUUUCCACAACGGUCUUGGAGAGUGCUUCAUUCAACACGUCCGGAGAGGGGACUGGAUUCAAGUCUCGGGGUCCGCCUCUGUGGAGAUGCAGAGAAGUACACCCAUCGCAAAAAUUCGAGUCAGGGACUUCCAGCUAGUGGAGGGAGAUGUUCCCGGAAGAUCUGAGGAGCAAGACGAGCACUCAAGACUAUGGCAGAAUUUCUUCGCAGCGCCGCACGACUACUGGGAUAAUCGCCACGACAAGGAAAACUCCAAGCGUCCAGAUUUUCGCCAUAAAUCGACUAAAGAAGCACUGUGGCUUGACGAUUCCAGAAAUCCUCCCUGGGUCUACGCGCAAGUUGAGAUGCUAGAGUCUCGCGGCCUCUUGAGAAAGCCAAAACUUACUAUCGUGUAAUUUUAUCACUUACAUCGUGAAAGAGAAUAUUUUUUCACCUUCAA
Selaginella moellendorffii is the source of this 1268-nucleotide messenger RNA. RefSeq names its product protein OSB1, mitochondrial-like. The coding region runs from base 604 to 1224 and encodes 206 amino acids. The transcript has 10 exons. Gene Ontology annotation, biological process: positive regulation of helicase activity; mitochondrial DNA replication. Gene Ontology annotation, molecular function: single-stranded DNA binding. Lineage: Eukaryota; Viridiplantae; Streptophyta; Lycopodiopsida; Selaginellales; Selaginellaceae. Gene Ontology annotation, cellular component: mitochondrial nucleoid. The record is from RefSeq and is a predicted model, not a curated record.